This is a messenger RNA of Zophobas morio, 1549 nucleotides long. RefSeq names its product zinc finger Ran-binding domain-containing protein 2. Gene Ontology annotation, biological process: RNA processing. The transcript is spliced from 2 exons. NCBI's taxonomy places the organism in Eukaryota, Metazoa, Arthropoda, Insecta, Coleoptera, Tenebrionidae. Gene Ontology annotation, molecular function: RNA binding; lipopolysaccharide binding. The coding region runs from base 137 to 787 and encodes 216 amino acids. The record is from RefSeq and is a predicted model, not a curated record.
GUGACAUUUGUUAUUUGACGUUUCUCCCCUCAACAAAAUUUUCAUUUUCCAAACGAAAAUUCGGACGCAGAGCCGGAAUAAAGUUCAGUAAAGUAGCGCAGCCUCCAUCCCCCUUGUCUAGUCUAGCUCCAUCCCCAUGGAAGAAGCCGAGCUGACACCGCCCCCGCCGCCGUCCCUCAAAAACAGUUCCUCGUCAAACGACGGCGGCGACUGGACGUGCCCCGAGUGCGGCAACGUGAAUUUCGCGCGCAGAAACAGCUGCAAUCGGUGUCACAAAAAUCGCGGACCUAAUGCCGGUGUGAAAAAACGGAAACUGGGACACGAGAUCGGCAAAGCGGCGGCCGAGAAAAGCAGGGGGCUGUUCAGCGCGGACGACUGGCAAUGCAACAAGUGUGGGAACGUGAACUGGGCUCGGAGGCAGCAGUGUAAUGUUUGUAACGCUCCGAAGUUUGGGGAGGUGGAGGAAAGGACGGGCUUUGGCGGGGGGUAUAACGAUCGGGGGGUGGUGGAGUACAAGGAACACGAGGAGUCGGACGAUGAAUACGACGAGUUCGGGAGGAGGAAAAGAAAGAGAGACGGGGAGAAAAGUGACAGAAGUGACAGAAGUGAGAGGAAGGAGGUGGAUGAAGAAGAGGAGGAGGAGGAAGAGGAAGAGGAGGACGACGAUGGGGAUGGGGAUCUGUCCAAGUAUGAUUUGUCAGAUUGGGGGGAUGCGGGGGAGGCGAAUAAUAAAGAGAACCGCGAAAGAUCGCGGUCGAGGUCUCCGCAUGAAAAGAAGAAGAAUUAGUGGAAAGCGGAUGCUGAUUAGAGACUUAUAGGUUAUAACCGCGGCUUUGUAUUGUGAAUAAUCCAAGAUAGGGUUAAUAGGACAUUAAUUAAUGGUGGUGUUUUUACCACUGUUGAAGUAACAAAUUUCAUAGUUUGUUAGUUAUAUUUAUUACUGUCCAGUUUAAGAAAAACAACAGCUGUCAAUUCUCUUUAAACAAGCAUGUACAAAAUUUAUUUUUACUAAUUUUGGAGACACUCAGGCCUGUUUAAUGUGGCACUAAAUUUAAAUCUAAAUUUAGAGUAGGUGCAACUUGCAUCAUGGAAACAAGAAAAACCACCUCAUUCUAAAUAUAAAACAGUGAUUUUCUAAGACAAUUUUUUUUUGUUUCCGUACAUUCAUUUUAAAUUUAAUUUUAAAUGUAGUGUUUCAAACGGGCCUUAAUGGUCGGAGAAAUGUGGACGAUGUUAUAUUUAAAUAUCCACUAAUGUUACGUUAACAUGAUGUUAAACGACAACGAAGUGUCUACUAAACACUUGACGUCAUGUUACAUGAUUUCAGAGCGCUUAAAUUAUGGAUUACUUCAGAUGCUAAGGUAUUUUUCUGACUAUGAGAGUUUUUAGAAUCUAUUUUUUAUUGACUUAAAUAUUUUCUGUAUUAUAGGAAUAAUUCCCAUUUGUAUUGUCUUGUUUCAGUGGAUCCAAUUUUCACAGUUUUGGCCAUUCUCCUCCCAUAUGCACUUAUGUAUGUUAAAAAGAAGUAAAUAAAGAUAAUAGAAAUUUU